AUGUCCAGCCCUUUUGGAGCAUCAGCAGGCCAGGCUCAGGGACAACAAAAUAAGCCGACAUUUAGUCUCUUCGCCCCUCCGACUCAGCAAGGACAGCAGCAAGGACAGCUGCAAGGACAGCAGCAACAACAGCAGCAACAACAGCAGCAACAACAGCAGCAACAACAGCAGCAGCUGGGCGGUAGUUCUUUCAAUCUUGGACAAAGUCAACAACCACAGCAGCAACAGCAGACAAACAAUGGCAUCUUCGGUGGCUCCCAAAACCAAAACGCCAAUCCUCUCGGCGGAUCCCUCUUCGGCGCCUCCAUCCUAAACAACCAGCCUCCCCAACAACUCCAACAACGCGCCGUCCCCCCUCUCCCCCAACUCGGUCAAAGCCACCUCUGGCAACCCGCCGCCAGCCAAAACCUCCGCGAACGCAGCAUCGUCGAUCAAAUGUCCGUCCUCUACGAAAAAUGGCUCCCAACCUCCUCGAACUGCGCCUUCCAACACUACUUCUACAACCAAGUUCCCCCCGAACAAGCACCCUUCUAUGGUCCCGCCCCCGACGAAAACGGCAAGAAAUGGGAAGAUGCCCUCUCCCGCAAACCCAACGAGGGCGCCAUCCCGGUGUUGGGGAAGGGCUUCGAAUCCAUCGCCCAGCGUCUGGAAUUGCAGAUUCUCGCCGUCCGUGUCCUCCAGCAACGCCUCCACGAAAUUGACGCCAGCCUCUCCGCCACGCAGCAGAAGCAUGACCUCGAGUUCGCGACGCGCGCAGCGGAGGCACGACGAAAGCAUCUCGUCCUCAGCCAGCGGGCAUUGGCGCUGGCAACGAAGGUGCAAGUAUUACGGAACCGCGGGUAUAGCAUGGAGCCGGCGGAGGAGGAGUUACGGAGGCAGCUGGCGACUCUGGAGAAGAGCGCGUUUGAUCCGGUGUUGAGUGGGAGGCAGGAUGAGAUAUGGGCGCGGAUGGCGGCAUUGAGGGCAAGGACGAGGGGGUUGAAGGAGGAGGGGGAGAGGUUGGGGAGGAGGGCGGAGGGAGGGCAGGAGGUGGCGAUGGAUGAGGAGACGUUGAAGGCGGUGAAGAAGUUAUUGGGCGAUUACGAUGCGCAGCUCACGCAUUUACGCAAAGAACUGGGGUCGAUUAAUGAAGACUUCAGCACGUGGCAGGUCUCCUCUACCCAAGCGGUGAAUCGAUAG
This is a messenger RNA of Eremomyces bilateralis CBS 781.70, 1179 nucleotides long. RefSeq lists its product as uncharacterized. Gene Ontology annotation, biological process: nuclear pore organization; protein localization to nuclear inner membrane; NLS-bearing protein import into nucleus. The record is from RefSeq and is a predicted model, not a curated record. The transcript is spliced from 2 exons. Bases 1 to 1179 code for a protein of 392 amino acids. Lineage: Eukaryota; Fungi; Ascomycota; Dothideomycetes; Eremomycetales; Eremomycetaceae. Gene Ontology annotation, molecular function: structural constituent of nuclear pore. Gene Ontology annotation, cellular component: nuclear pore; nuclear pore central transport channel.